AGUGCGCACGCGCCGCCGCCGCUAUGAGCUGCACUACGGUCGCCGCGCUGGCGCUGCUGCUGCUGCUGGCUGCCGUCACUGCCGUCACUGUCGGCGACGAGCCUCCCGCCUGCGCUAAACUAAAUAGAUUCAACAUCGACAAAGAAUUGUACAAGGGCAGUCUGCGCGAGGGCGGCACGGUGCGGCCCCUGCACCUGUACUGGGGCAGCGCGGCCGGGCGCGCCGCGUCCACGCUGCUGCUGGUGCUGCUGCGGCACCUGCGCGGCUACGACUCGCUGUCGCUGAUGCCGGGCCCGCUCUCCACCACGCAACUUGCGCGCUAUGUCCCGCAUCAACCUGACCACAGAUACAAAUCAUGGGUGAUAGCUUUGUCAACUGCAUGGGUCCCUGAACCCGCACAGCCGUGGGUUGAGGGAAACGGAUCAAAUGGUGGCCUCGCCGGGCCACGCCUGGCCGAGUUUGGUUUGAGCCCCGUGUCUGCACGGCGCCGCCUGUUCGUCUGGCUCGCACCACACGUACGAACUGUCAGUGAGUGCAUGACCAUGCAAUGGCCAUUCGAUAUUGACGAAACUACGCGUCUACGUUGUGGUUUCAUCGAUCCAAAAGUUCCACGUGGCAACAGGACACAAGUAGAAGUACUCAGUAUCGACGACAUUGUCACACUGGACCAGCUACUGAAACGGGCGCACGCCGCUAAAUCUCCGCUGCUAGCACGCGAUGUCAACUACACCGUCUUCUUCGACACAUUGAGGACUGCCAAUCACUCAUUUUUAUUCCUGGACUAUGACAUUUGGUCAGGAGAACCAGGUGUACGAGCGAUAGAACCUCCUCCUUGCGUGCAUGAAGGUUCUAAAUAUUGUAUUAAGGAACUAGAUACCGCUAUUAGUUUGCGCAUCGCCGACGUCGAAAAACUUCAAGUAUACGCGCCUAUGUUAUUUAAGUUCGUACAUGACUUUGAUCCAGAACCUGAAGCUCUGCGCUACAUCCUCGAAGAGGAAGCACGGGGCACAAAUAUUGAAGCGGCUGCUUGUGCCUGGGUCGACCGUAAAAAAGUACAUUAUUGCAAUCACUCCGUCAAAGAGAAAUAUGACAUUAUUAACUACGAAGUGGCUUUGUAUGUGUGCGUUUAUCCCACAUCAUUAUAUGACCCCUCUUAUGACGAACUAGCAAAGGAUAUUAUCUACAUUUUCAAUCAUGAAAAAAAUACGAAUAUUUCAAUAAGAAGAUUCUUUGUAAAUUGUUCUGACACAUACAAUAUGAGCAAAAAAUUAACAAACUUGAUGGACACGAUGAUGUCAUACCGCAUGCUAGGCGUGGUGUCCAUGGCAACGGGCGAAGGAGCGUUGGAAGCCUCUACAGUGGCUGCGGCAAACAACGUACCGCUGCUGUUGGUGGACGUGGUGCCGGACGACAGCAGCGCAGAGGCCGGCGGCACCACAUGGCGGGUGUCGGGCAGUCCGCGCCACCUGGCGCGAGCUCUCGCCCACUUCAUACUGGCCGCGGGCUGGACGCGCCUCGCCGUGCUCUCUGAGGACACAUUGCUAGCUCGCCAGUACAAUGCCGCAGUCAAACUAAACACGACAAUAGUAUCUCACGAGUUUCAAAUUCCCACUCACUUAACCGAUAAUGAUACAGACAGUAUAUUAGACGCCCUCCGCACCACAAAAGCUCGUGUUAUUUUUAUAAACGCAAUCUUUGAGGCUGCUACCUCAGUAUUGAAAGCGGCAGUGAAACGUAACAUGACGUAUUCCAACGGCUUCGUUUGGAUAAUGCGUGACUGGAAACAAAACAAUGAAACCGUGUGCGAUAGUGAGAAACACUUCACAGUAUCAUUUUGGAGCCAUUCUACUUCAAAUAACAUUAAAGUCUCCUAUUCUGACAAGCCUGUAAUCCGACAAAUGCAUAAACAUUUGAGGAAUUAUACAACGUUGCCUCGGGCCGCUGCAUUCAUGAACGCACAUCUCACUCUCGUAAUGGGUUUCAAAGAUCUUAAUCAGCAAUUUAGAGUGAACCAGGACCUCCGCAAUGCUUAUGUUAUCAGGUCGUUUAAUGAAAGUCUAAUAAAGUCGCCGAUCACAGGUGUCCCUCACUCUCACCCACUGCGGUAUAAGAACCGGGUGCUCGAGGACACGUAUGUGUACAUCGAGGAGUGGUGCGGCGGCCAGGCCACGCGGGGGCUAGCCACGUGGCGCGUCAACAUCACCAGCGGCGCCGUAAGCGAAUGGAAUGCUAGUACCACCGCGCGGCUCGAGCUGCCCGACGACAUGCCGCACGACGACGGCACCUCAAGCUGCAGGAUAAGCUCCGGCGACCCUUUCGACCCCACGUGCUACGAUGCUGUGGUCGCCUGCGUGCUGCUACUGCUGCCGCUGGCGCUUGUCGCGGUGCUGCUAGCGCGCCGACGCCUAGCGCGCCUAGCGCACGAGCAACAAAUCCAUGCCAUCGCUCGACGUCAGCGCGUGGCCACGGUACUGGCCGAUUACCUGGUGGAGCGCGACACGCUGGAGCUGCACUCGGAACUUGGAGCAGGACGAUUCGGAAGCGUCCGCUUAGCACGGUUAUGUAGACCUGGACGCAAUCCACGAUAUGUCGCCGCAAAAGCUCUGCGGGACAACGCCGCACCUGCUGAUGAAAGUGAAUUCUUACGUGAAGCGUGUAUGAUUGCUUCUCUCGAUCACACGCAUAUUGUUCGUCUGGUCGGUGUGUGCAUUGCGGAUGGACCUCCAUUGGUACUUAUGGAGUUAGCAUUCUUUGGCGAUUUGUUGGGUUAUUUGCGUGCGCGUCGCCACCUAGUGGACGGAACAGCGUUAGAAGAAUCGGCGGAGAGUGAUGAGGCAGAGCACGUAUCUGCCGAAACUCUAACGCGACUAGCUCGCGAGGCCGCCGAGGCGUUGCAGUAUUUAGAAGUUCGCGGCGUCGUACACCGCGACGUACGCGCUGCCAACUGCCUAGUGGAUAAGCGGCGCUCGCUUAAGCUUGCAGACUUCGGCAUGGCGCGGGAUACGGUGGCGGGAGCAGACGGCGCAUCCGAGUACUCAUGCCGGCGCAGGGGUCUAUUCCCCGUUCUAUGGAUGGCACCCGAAAGCCUCGCACACGGUGUCUUUUCGGCUGCAUCGGAUGUGUGGGCCUUCGGUGUGCUAGUGCUAGAAUUGGUGACCCUGGGUGCGAGACCUUACGGCGCCAUGUCUCCGCUUCGCGUGCUGGAAUACGUCGCGGCUGGAGGGUCACCACCAUUACCACUGGAUGCCACGCAACAAACGCGCGGGCUGGCGCAGCUGUGCUGGCAGCGUGCGGCCGAGCGGCGGCCGAGCGCAGCGGAACUGGCGGCGUACUUGGCGGCGUGGCCGAGGGCGCUGCAUCCAGUGCUGAUGGACGAGCGCGAUGCCGACAGCGGCUUUGGAGAGUCUCCGUCUACAGAGCUGCUACCUCCUGAGUCUCCAGCACACACUCACGAUCAGCUCGACGUCUUAGCUGCGACUCACUGAAGGACGUCCAAAACUGAACACAGGCCUUCCCAAUGAUGUCGUUGGAAGCAACCUGCAUCCAGCCCAGCGCUCCCUGCGACAUGCACGUGGCGUCUAUUUGCAAACGUAUCUACCCUAUCAGCCAUCGCGCGUCGUCGGUUCUACGAGCUACAGUUUAUUUUUACGGCAUUCCUAAUAUUUUCAUCAUUCUAUCCACGAAAAAUAAACACAGAACAGGCGUACAACUUAUUAAAAAAUAACUCGUGUUUGGACCUUACACUAAAUUUAUAACUUUAUAUUAACGAUCUACGAUGGAGCACGUCGUCCCAUAAGCAACCUAUUCACUCGGGCCUUGAAGACACCCAGGUAUGGCUAUACCUGGAAAUACAGACUAUGGCAAAGAGUGCCACUCCUUACCUUUACGGACAAGGAAGCUUGAUGCGAAGCGCUUGGUGCGUGUGGGUGGGACGUCUACUAUGAAUCAGUGACGCUUCGCCGAUUGUCUUGUGAUACGAUGACAGUAAGGACUAGGGGGAAACAAGUUGCGCAAUUCCACCGCACACUCACUGAAAUGAAUCUGAUAGAAAACCGAUAACAACUUUACGACUGUGUUCGAGGCUUUGAAGCCCGACCUCCACAACCACAUCAUUGUUGACGAGCCUCUUGGCUCCUAUAAGGUACCUAUUCACUCAAGACUUGACGACACCUAGGUUGUAUUUUUCUGGAAACACAGACUCUGACAAGGAAUUCCACUCCAUAGCGGUUCGCAUAGAGAUACUCGAAGCGGAACGAUUCGUGCAAGUGGAUGGAACGCCGACCAUAUUUCGGUGUCGUUUUACUGUUUGUCUGGUACUGCUGUAUGAAAUGGAAUGGAUUCCUCCGCAUACUCUCCGGUAAACAACAGAAAGCGAUUUAUCAUUGAUGAGCACUUGAGGAGUGCUCAUCAAUGUGUGAGUGCACUUCUCGAUGGACACAAGGGCUUCAGCUGACGAUUCCGCCUGACGUUACGACCUACCUACUACACCUAAGGACGAGGGUGACUCAGACUCCGACUCUUCUAUCUGUCUCUGAUCCAUGAUCAUAGGAUCAAAUGCAAAGAAAUGUUGUGAGUUAUGUACAUAGGGUAUCAUUAAAACAUGUAAGCUUGUUAUUGUUAACGUUAGAUAGUUAUAAGUAUACAUAGUUUGACUGUUUACUGUUCCUGUUAAUAAAAAACACAAAAUGUUUUAUUGUUGCAAAUUAUUUAUAGCUCCACUUUAGAGGUACAAUACACAAAAAAUUACAAUAUUGUAGUUCAUUAUCGAUUUAUAAAAUUCCACUUAUUCACUUACAAUAUCAUUAUGGCAUACAUGGUAUUAAUAAAAUAAUGUGUUUUAAGGAAGCAAUAAAUACCUACCAUUUCAAUGAUUACAUUACAAUCACGUCAAUUCCAAUUGAAAGGGGUGACAAGGUAUACACACGAAUAAACAAUUAUUUGAAACAAUAAAUGAUUCACUGAAUUAAAGGAACUCUUUUACUUAAACUUAAAGUAGAUUUGAGAGAGAACUGACUGAGAAUGCAACAUCGCGAGUGGCGACAGGACGGUCAGGCGCAGGCGCGCGGUCACAAUAUAUCGCCGACGCCGCGACUCCGCGCGUGUUUACAAACUCGUGCGGCGCGCGGCGGCGCGUGAGACUGCGCACCGGCCACUGCCGCCCACUGGGAACCCGCACCGACACGGUACUGUCCACUAACAUUACCUACCCUUACAUUGCUAUCAGUGUAUGACUCAGUUCAGUCAGAAGUUAAAGACUCACAUUACCUAUCUAUACUUAUAGUAAAUCUGUAGAGAGGUCAAUUCGGUACAUGAAAUAUAUUUGGAUGCCAAAAAUGCAAUCAGUAAAAAUGUUGUCUCUCUGUCUGUCUGUCUGUAUAACCGCCAUAGAAACAAGAACUGCUCGACGGAUUUUAACGAAACUCGGUAUAUGUAAUUAUUUUUCAUACUCUUGAGCUGGUUAUA
Messenger RNA from Spodoptera litura, 5463 nucleotides. RefSeq lists its product as uncharacterized. The record is from RefSeq and is a predicted model, not a curated record. Gene Ontology annotation, molecular function: ATP binding; transmembrane receptor protein tyrosine kinase activity. Gene Ontology annotation, biological process: positive regulation of kinase activity; protein phosphorylation; multicellular organism development. Gene Ontology annotation, cellular component: plasma membrane; signaling receptor complex. NCBI's taxonomy places the organism in Eukaryota, Metazoa, Arthropoda, Insecta, Lepidoptera, Noctuidae.